Molecule: messenger RNA, 3373 nt
Organism: Scophthalmus maximus (turbot)
Lineage: Eukaryota; Metazoa; Chordata; Actinopteri; Pleuronectiformes; Scophthalmidae
Gene: fam163ba
Product: family with sequence similarity 163 member B, genome duplicate a
Exons: 3
Coding region: 716-1246 (176 amino acids)
Source: RefSeq, a predicted model, not a curated record
UGCUCCUGCUCCUCCGACGCACACGCUGCCGAGGCUGCUCGCGACGACGAUGCUGGUGAUGCUGAUGAUGAUGUUUGCGUAGGACUGCUUUAUUUUGCAGGGCGGCGUUGGUUGACGAGUCGAGACUGUUCGAACAAACUCCAGACAAGCGGCGAAUAGAACUGUGUGUGUGUGUGUGUGUGUGUGUGUGUGUGUGUGUGUGUGUUCGGGUGUGUGUGUGUGUGUGUGUUCGGGUGUGUGUGUGUGUGUGUGUGCGUGAGUGCUGCCCUGAGCACAUCCUCCAGAGAUGUCGGCAUUGUUAUUAGUGGCGCUGCUGUUGUGAUUGUUGGAGCUCGUGUUCGUCGCCCGUGGAGUGUUGGUUUUUUUUCUUCUUCCACUUCUGCGAGUAUGGAAUUGGACGUGGAAUAUUUCGCAUGUGACUGACAAGACGUGUGUCGGGGAAAGUAGUCAGGGAACAAGGCAUUUCUUGCUGGAGGACGCAUCUGCCGCCCCGCCGACAUCAGCCCCGUGCUCAUCACUCCACCGACGCUGGGGACUUUUGUUUUUUGGUGUUUUUUUUCCCCCUUCGCUCGUCUUAUCAUCCAGUGGCUGAGGUCCACACGCACAGAAAGCUCUCGGAGGUCGGGACCUGCAGCUCCGAGGAGCCGCCGCUUCCUUCGAUGUGACACGGCGAAUUCCUCUUGUCUCUGAAGGGUGUUGAUGGAGAGCCAUUCGAAUGACAGCCGGGACAGUGGUCAUUACUGGUGGAAUUCUAGCUACAGUAAUAUUACUCCUUAUCAUCGCAGUCCUGUGCUACUGUAGACUGCAGUACUAUUGCUGUAAGAAGGAAGAGUCAGAGUCGGAGGAGGAGGAGCCAGACUUUGCAGUUACGUCCCGCCUCCCGCCGGUCCACUCCAAUCACAACAUUGUGGCGGCGACGGCCGCCGCCUCCUCCAUCCCAAAUGGCCCCGCCCUUUUCUCCACCCCUCCGCUGGCCAGGAAACUGACACGUUCGCAGACCUUCUGUCCAUCCUGUACACAUUAUGAGCUGCCUUUCUACCUCCAGCCCCCUCCGCCGCAGAUCCACCACCAACCAGAUGGGUUGAGGAACGGAGGAGACCGGAUCAGCUACCGCAGCGUCCAGCAGCAGGACCUGGACCUACCAGUGCCUGUGAACAUUUCAAACUAUCGCAAACCAAACCUCGCCCGGUCGGUCACCAUGAGGGACAUGUUCACACGCAGCUGCAGCAUCAGCACUGAUGUUUAGCUGAGUGAUGUUGGAACUUGGUGUAAGCUCAUGCUUGAAUGGCUUGGAAAGGCCUCGGCUGGACUGGGCUUGAGUCUGACUUUGUUUGUUUCCCAUCCUGACCAGUUUAGUCCAGUCUAAUAUUGUUUGAUGUAAUCUGGUCUCACUCCUCUGGUCACCUCUUGCAGAAUGGAGGACUCAGAUGGCUCUCAGGACAGCAUUUUCAAAGCUACUAUGCUCAGGUCCAGGACCUUACACUUGGACCAAUAUAGAAUUAAAAGUAUUUGUUAAAUUAAAAAUGUUAAAUUAUUAAUAACACAAAUUUGUUUUGAAUAGUGCUUUUUUUUAAAAAAAAAAUAAGAAUGGAAUUUGUUUUAAAAUUUAAUCAAAUUUGUUUAGCCCCACCUCCCCUGGAAUCUUCCACCCAUGGCCUGAAAGACGGACAGAUUCCCGCUAUGUCAAAAUGGCAUAAUCGGCGGGGGUUUGCUCUCUGCCAUAGCUGCUACAAACAAAUUAUGAUGAGGUAAAGGCCAGUGUUUUCCUCUUCUAUGAUGGGAUGAUCUGUCCGUUCCUCCAUCCACAGAUUAUAGAGAUUAUAGAUUAUAACUCGCCACCAGUGGAAGGACUAGACAGUGAUGGGUGGGCGUCAUGCUUUAGCUGCCACCCACAGAUAUUUUAGAUAGAUCUAACUUUAGGCCAUGACAUUUUAAGACAUUAAGGGCUCACAGAAGAUGGCUUGUUUUCCACACCCAGUCAUAGAGGUCUCAAAGUGUAUAUACAGUACUCUACACUUACAGAGAAAGACCUCUAUGUUCUUGCCGGCAGGUUGGUCCAUAGGUGCCAAAGGAGGGCUGGGUUCCUCCGUUUGUGUGCAUAUGUGUGAGCGAGCUUGCAUGAGUGCGUGUGUGACUUGAUCGAUUGUUAUACUAGAACCCUAGAAUCCUCCUCCCAUUCAAUUAAACACAAUCUGUUACCCCCGAUGAACCCAGUGGUGGGUUGCAAUAACAUUUGAAACAUUUCAUUGUAAAGGUUGAAUUGUGAGGUAACGUUCCCAUGUGUGGCUUUACCCUAAAUUCAUCUAAAUCCAUGUCAAUGCGAAGAACGACCCCAAACAGCUUAAUAUGACAAACUCGGAGUGGGUCUGCAACAAUCUUGUAAAUGUUUGUUUUACUGAUUAAUGCCAUGACACGGGCUGGAGCUGCAGGUGUCACUCAGAGGCAAAUGUUUUUAUGGCGACACCUUUGAAUUUACAGUGUGAUCUUCAUUAUAGUUCUUCACUGACGUUUGAGUGUGUGGACUUUUUCACUGCAUUUUAUUGUGUUGUCUCGGAUCGGUCGGUAUCUGGAUUCAUGGGAGAACGAUCCGUUCACCUUUAAAGACACGUGUAUGAAUAUUUAACGGGCCAUAGCAUACACUGCAGUGUCUCCCCUCGCUCGACUUGUGGGACCCAGGAAUAUUUCUCCGCCUCCUUCUUGGGUUUGUGCGUAUUUUUUUACUGCACUUGGCCGACCAGCCUGGCAGGAGGGCUGAGAUUCUGACUGGAGGUUUAUGGACACAGGACACACAUUUAAUGAAUGAAAUCAUUUACUGGUGGCUGUGUGAGGAGUUUGAAGCUGAUUGGAUUUUCCCUUCCUGGAUAACCCACAACCCUCAAAAUGGAUGGUACAUGCUCUCUAUCUCUCUCUCUCUCUCUCUCUCUCUCUGUGUGUCUAUUGAUUUGAUCAGAAAUCAUGCUAAUUUAUUUUAAGUUUUUCCUCUUGUGACAUGUGCUUUCCUGCAGAACACCACAUAAAUCCAUACACACACCACAAAAACAGACGCGCACAUACAUACACACACAGACACACAAUAGUUCUCAAUGCUAUGCUUUCCUUACUUUUGAAACUAUGUGAGAGUUGCACAGGAAUUGUAGUGCCAUACAGAAUUAUGAGAGAAAUAUUAUUAUUAGUAGUAUUAUUAUUAGUAGUAUUAUUACAAGUGUAUAUUCAAAUGCAGUGUUGCUUUUACCUUAAAGUAUUUGAAUUACUUGCUUUAUUUUAUGAGCCAGUUGUUUUUUUCAGACUCAGUACAGUACAGCAGAAAUGUUCCUUGUUUCUAAUGUAUAACUAACAGACACAUUGUUGCUAAUAAAAUGGUGUGAAAAUCUUU